GUGUUCCAAGAUGGCUGCGCCCAGGUUUAACACGCGUGAACUGUACUAAAGCGCAGAUGAUGGUUUUAAUAAAGAUUUGCCGGGGCUGAUGUGUUUAGUUUAACGUUAACCAACUACCACCAAGAGGAAAGUGCUGCAACUCACACUUAGAACAAGAUGAAGGGGAGGAUGCAGGGGGGGCGAAGAAGAAAGAAAGCGCCCGGCGCUGGAACGUUGCAGAAGAUGAUGAACUCGGUGAACGAGUUUCUUCGGAGCAAAUCGGACUCGCUGGAGAGCGACCGCGGCUACGCGGCCGUUAAGAAGAAAAGUCGGAAGGAGCUGCGGAAGGAGAAGAGGAAGCAGAAGAAGGCCAGAAUGAAGCUUCACUACGAGGGGAAGAAGGAGCGUCCGCUCGCUGCUGAGACGAGCGCGUGCCCGGCCGCCGCCCCCGCCGCGCAGACGAAGCCGCCGGCGGGUGAAGACACGGUACCCAAGUCCAUUUUGAAGAAGGACUCCGGGAGCGCUGAGUCGGGCCGCCUCGAGAAGAGAGUGCGCGUGCAGGCGGCGCGGGACCCCCAACAGGGCGGCGCCGGUGUGCAGCGCAGCAGGAGGAAGGCGCUGCUCGAGGCCAACGUGCAGGAGGAGCGCGAGAUCCGCAAGCUGGAGCGCCUCCUGGGCCUCCGCAGGAGGAAGAACAAGACGAGUCUUCCUCAGGCCUUCGUCGCCGACGGCCUCGACUACAUCCUGGGGGCGCUGGGGUCCGGGGAGGGCGGCAGCGACGAGGAGGUGGAGCUCAAGGACAAAUUGGACCAGCUGGCAGAGCAGGAAGAGGAGGAGAAGGAGGAUGAUGAUGAUGAUGCGGAGGAUGAUGCCGAAGAGGAGGCGACGAUGUCUGAGGGGUCUCGGGCUGAGGAGGAGGAGGGCAGCGAUGAAGACGCUCAGAGCGGCACAAGAGAUGUGGACGUGAUGGAUGUUGUUGAGGAGGAGGAUGAUGAUGAAGAGGAGGAAGAUGAUCAUGACUGCGAGGAGGAGGAGGAAGAUGAUCAUGAUGAAGAAGAAGAAGCGGGGGGCCCACAGAGCGCUGACUCAUCUACCAAAUACGUACCCCCGCACCUGCGAGAGGUUGAGGGUUCGAAGCGCAAGGCAGAGCUGGAACGACUCACGAGGACUGUGAAGGGGCUGGUGAACAGGCUGAGCGAGUCCAACGUGGCGUCCAUCAGCGGGCAGCUGGAGGAGCUCUACAUGAGCCACAGCCGCAAGGACAUGAACGAGACGCUGACCGCCAUCCUGCUGGCCGCCUGCGCGGGCCCCGCCCUCACCCCCGACCGCCUGCUCAUGGAGCACGUGCUCCUGGUCAGCGUGCUGCACCACACUGUGGGUUUGGAGGUGGGGGCCCACUUUCUGGAGACGGUGGUGCGGCGCUUCGACGAGGCGUACCGCGGCCCUGCCGCCGGGAAGGAGUGCGACAACCUGCUGUCCCUGGUGGCGCACCUCUACAACUUCCAGGUGGUUCACGCGCUGCUCGUGUUCGACAUCCUUCGCCGUCUGGCGGCCGCCUUCACCGAGAAGGACAUAGAGCUCAUCCUGCUGCUGCUCAGGAACGUGGGUUUCUCCCUGCGCAAGGAUGACGCCGCAUCUCUCCGCGAGCUCAUCGCCGAUGCUCAGCGCCAGGCUGCCGCUCUGGGGCCCAAGUUCCGGGAUCAGACCCGGGUGCGCUUCAUGCUGGAGACCAUGCUGGCUCUGAAGAACAACGACAUGAGGAAGAUUCCGGGCUACGACCCCGAACCUGUGGAGAAGCUGCGCAAACUGCAGAGGAGCCUGGUGCAGCAGAGCUCCCGGGGGGGCGAUGUGAAGCUGCGCGUGUCACUAGAGAACCUGCUGGCGGCCGAGCAGGUGGGCCGCUGGUGGAUCGUGGGCUCUUCCUGGAGCGGAGCCCCCAUGAUCGAGGAGACCGGCGGCAGGCGGGAGCCCAGCACUUCCGGGGGACAGUUCAGUGCCAAGGUGCUGGAACUCGCCCGCAAACAGCGCAUGAACACGGACAUCAGGAGGAACAUCUUCUGCGUGAUCAUGACCAGCGAGGACUACCUGGACGCCUUCGAGAAGCUCCUCAGGCUGGGCCUCAAGGACCAGCAGGAGCGGGAGAUCAUCCGCGUGCUCCUGGACUGCUGCCUGCAGGAGAAGGUCUUCAACGCCUUCUACAGCGUGCUGACGGAGAAGUUCUGCGCUCACGACCGCCGCUUCCAGAUGACCCUUCAGUUCAGCCUGUGGGAUAAGCUGAAGGAGCUGCAGAGCCUCUCGAGCGGCUCGUUCGGGAACCUCGUCCAGCUACUCGUGCGCCUGCUCCAGAAGAAGACGCUCUCGCCGUCCAUCCUCAAGGUGAUAGAGUUUGGAGAGCUGGACAAGGUGAAGGUGCGGUUCCUGCGCCAGGUUCUCAGCAAACUGCUGACGGAAACGGAGCACGAAGAGCUCGCCGAUAUAUUUGGGAGGAUUUCGGGCAUCCCCAAGCUCGCAAUGCUCCGCGAGGCCCUGAAGCUCUUCAUCGGCCACUUCCUGUUGAGAAGCGCGCCGCCCGAAGAUAACGCCGAGUUGGCACAGCGGCUCGCGAAGGCAGCGGACGUCGCCAUCAAGGCCUUGGUUGCCAAGGACUCGAAGCUCAAGCUGUGAUCCGCCUCGGUCGGGGGCGGAGCCGAAAACAUGGGGUUCAAAUUAUGCAAAGCACCAUGAUUGGUGGGUGGACCCAAACGCUCCAGGAUCAAAUUAUAAGCUGUAUCAGGGAUGGGGGUGGAGCCAAAGAUGCCAAAUUCGAUAUAUCCAACACACCACAAGGGUAGGGGUGCGAACUCAGAGAUGAAAUUACGAGCUGCACCAUGGACUAGGAGGUGGGGCCAAAGACACCAAAUUCAAUUUCUGCAAAGUACUAUGAAUUGAGGGCGGGGCCAAGGACUGAAAUGAAAUGAUAAACUGUAUUAUGGUCAAGGGGAGGGGCUAAGGACACAAUUGCGAUGACCGGGUUGUUCUGCACACUCUGGCAGCUGAAAGUGUAAGGUGCUCCGCAGAUGGUGUGAAAGGGUUCGAGGAGCAGAAAGCACUCCUAGGACUUUGUUCCAUGAAGGGAAGCGGCCCGACUUGGAGGGCGAAGUGUUUCGGUGACCCGUCGGCUUUCGGGAUCCAUCGCCGAGCCACAGUGGGAACGUAUCAUCUACGGACUCCUGCCUGUACCUCUUAAGACACUAAACAGACAGGUUACAGUUACCGUGGUAAACUGAAGUUGCUGCGCUUCUUUGUUUGAUCAGCAGUAAUUAAUACAAUUAAUUUCAUUUAGCCGACAGAUGUUUUUUUUUUUAAAUGUGCUGUAUACGUAGCAGUCCACAGACAGCGGAUAUAGUUAAAGUAACUGGUCGUUCAUAGAGGUAAAUUACUGUAAAAAUUAAAACACCCAUAUUUUCAUGGGUCUCAGGUACAGAAAACUUCACCUGUUGGAUUAAUUCUUAUUCAUUAAUUACUACAGAAAUGUGAUGCAUAAUAAUAUUAGCUCAUGUUUUCAGAUAUCAGCAGAAGUGUUGUGUUUUAUGUGUGUUCUGUGUUACAGGGUUGUACUUUUGUUUUGAAGUGAACACUGUACACCAGGCGAAAUUGUGGUAUUCCGUCCCAGAACGGACGAGGCCCGGUGUCAUCGAGCAGUGGGUAAAAAGAAAGUCGACCUUUUCCUCACCGUGCUUUUACACUGAGAGUGUUAGUAUUUUACACCCGUCCCAAGGAACUGGGCCCCUUCCGCCACACGGAACGAAAUUCGUUUACUCACAGCUUUCCAAGGGUCACGCAGGUACAGACCUGUGGGGUCACGUGAGGUCAACGGACUUUUGCGUGGUGCCCACCAGAUGAGGGUCAGUUGUGUCCUCAUACGUAAAACUUUCAACUCGCGUCAAACAUGUGAACCGAAGCUCUGUUUCAGUGGCUGUUCCACCUUUAUAGACACCCUUCACCCUCCAGGGCCGUGUUCCUCAGUGGGGGGCACCAUCCCUCCCUCUGCAAACACCACUGCCCAUCUCUUUAGUGAUCAAUCUUUUUUUUUUUUUUU
This is a messenger RNA of Scleropages formosus (Asian bonytongue), 4057 nucleotides long. It is a transcript of the gene nom1, whose product is annotated as nucleolar protein with MIF4G domain 1. The coding region runs from base 157 to 2643 and encodes 828 amino acids. The record is from RefSeq and is a predicted model, not a curated record. Gene Ontology annotation, molecular function: protein binding; RNA binding. The transcript is spliced from 11 exons. Lineage: Eukaryota; Metazoa; Chordata; Actinopteri; Osteoglossiformes; Osteoglossidae. Gene Ontology annotation, biological process: ribosomal small subunit biogenesis. Gene Ontology annotation, cellular component: nucleolus.